Biomphalaria glabrata is the source of this 7810-nucleotide messenger RNA. RefSeq names its product NK-tumor recognition protein-like. The transcript has 23 exons. Gene Ontology annotation, molecular function: peptidyl-prolyl cis-trans isomerase activity. The record is from RefSeq and is a predicted model, not a curated record. NCBI's taxonomy places the organism in Eukaryota, Metazoa, Mollusca, Gastropoda, Planorbidae. The coding region runs from base 62 to 4663 and encodes 1533 amino acids. Gene Ontology annotation, cellular component: intracellular membrane-bounded organelle. Gene Ontology annotation, biological process: protein folding; protein peptidyl-prolyl isomerization.
CUUGUCUAUGUUUUAGCAUUUCCGGCGUUGGCGGCAUUGCUGAUACUAACACAGUUUAGAAAUGACAGUGGGCAAUCAUCGUCCGCGUUGUUUCUUUGAUAUAAGCAUAGGAGAUAAAGCAGUUGGCAGGAUUGUGUUUGAGUUGUUUGCUGAUGUUGUCCCAAAGACCUGCGAAAAUUUUAGAGCUUUGUGCACUGGUGAGUGCGGUGUCAGCGAGAAGACUGGCAACACACUUCACUACAAGGGAGCUUUGUUUCACAGAGUUGUUAAAGACUUUGUUAUCCAGGGAGGAGACUUUACCAAAUUUGAUGGCACUGGAGGAGAAUCUAUAUAUGGUGGAGUGUUUCCAGAUGAAAACUUCCAGCUGAAGCAUGAUAAAGAGUUUCUCUUGUCUAUGGCCAACAGAGGGAAAGAUACAAAUGGCAGCCAGUUUUUUAUCACAACCAGAGCUACCCCCCAUUUAGAUAAUAUUCAUGUAGUCUUUGGUCAUGUGCUGUCUGGACAAGAUAUCAUCAGGACAGUGGAGAACCUGACAGUGGAUGCUAAGAGCAGGCCCACAUCAGAGGUCAAGAUAACCAAUUGUGGAGAGCUUGUGCUGCAGUUGAAAACAAAAUCUAAGAAAAAAGCGGCGGAGUCUGACAGCUCUUCUGACUCUGAAAAAGAGACUAAAAAGAAGAAGAAGAAGAAACACCACCACAAAAGGAAGCACAAGAAGAGGGAGUCAAAAAAGAAGAAAAAAGAAAAAAAAUCUCAUUCUGAGAAUGAACAGGAGGAGUCAGAAGCACAGCCAGAGAACAAAGCUGAGAAAAAAGAAGAACCUAAUUCAGUGUUUGCAGAAAUAAGAUCAGAUGAAAUUCCAGAAGUCCCUUUUCAAAAUUUUUUAUUCAGAGGGAAAAAAGAGGAGGAGGCUAAAAAGAAUGAAAAUGAAGAAAAGAAAGAGGACAGUGAUUCCAAACCAAAGGAGCGUUCUCCACGGCGAAGAAAUGAAAGGAACAACAGACAAAUAGUUUCAUCUUCAGGUAGAAAGUUGAAGGGGCGAGGAGCAAUACGUUUUCGAAGUCGAUCCAGGUCCACCACACCACCUCAUUGGAAACAGGAACAGAGGCGAGCCAUCCCUUUGAGUGAAGUAGAAAAAAUCACUGAGAAAAAGUGGAGCAAAGGGGAGACAAUGACACUACAACCAGAGAGAGCAGACAGUAGGAGAGAUGGGGAGAACUACCUUGGGAGUAGAUUUGAAAGAGAAAGAGGAGAUGGUGACAACGAGAGACGGCUUCAAAAUGGCCGCUCCAAAAGAUACAUUCGAGAAGAGGAUGCAGACAGAAAAGAAGACAAAAAGAAACGUUCGCGUUUGGACAGCAGCUUUGAGGAAAAAGAUCAGAAGAAGACUAAAAAAGAGAAAGUUGAAGGUCCUAGGGACCAGUCUGAGGACAGUGACAUUGAAACAGGCUCUGGGGAGGAGGAUGGAGAAAUCAGGAGUAAGAAGGAUAAGGACAAGGCUAAAGAACGGAGCAAAGAGGCACGCAAUCGAAGAGAAAGUGAAAGAAUAAAAUCUGAUACUAGGAGUUCAUCCCCUGAAGACAAAAGUUCAAGAGAUAAAAAAAAUAAGCACAAAGAGACAUCACCCUCAGGUCGCAGAGAGAGCAGGAGAGAUUCUUUCAAGUCCCAUUCCCCUGUUGACAGGAAAAGUGACAGACGUGGCUCAGAAAUUGUGAAGAACAAGUCAGUACGUGGUGAAGUUUCAGAUGUAAACAAAUCCAAGUUUAGAGGUAGGGAAAUGCGUCCUUCCAAGAGCUCAGACAGAAGUGAUGAUGACUCAGCCAGCAGACGUCGAGGGGGUAAAACUAGAUCAUCACCUACUCCCAGACAAAAUCAAGAUAAGUUAAAAUCUAAUGAAAGAAAGCGUUCACGUUCUCCUGUUUCUUUAAGGAAGAAUAGGGAUGAUCACAGGCCUAGAUCAACAUCAAAGGACAGAAAUGGGGAUAAAAAAAGAAGGCGCUCUAGUUCAGAUGAAAAGUCUGGGUCAAGAGACAGAAAAAAAUUGGAUUCGCGCCAGCGUAAAGUGUCUGAUUCUAGUCCAGAGCCUAAAAAAACAGAUUCUCGUCAGCGGAAAAGGUCAGACUCUAGCUUAGAAAGAAAAAAGACAGAUUCUCGACAGCGCAAAAGGUCUGAGUCUAGUUCAGAAAGGAAAAAACUUGUACAUAGAAGAUCGGAAUCAAGCUCAGAGAGGCAUAAAACUGGAUCACGUCAGCGUAAGCGAUCAGAAUCUAGUUCUGAACGUAUUAAAGCGAAUGCUCGUCAGCGUAAGAGAUCAGAAUCUAGCUCUGAGCGUAUUAAAACUAAUAUUCGUCAACGUAAGAGAUCAGAAUCUAGCUCUGAACGCAAUAAAAUCAAUGCUAGACAUCGAAAGAGAUCAGAGUCAAGUUCAGAGAGAAAGAAAGACACCGGUAAACGUCAUAAGCGACCAAGUUCUUCUAGUUCCUCUAGUUCUGUAGAUAAAAAACCUGAAAAAGAAAGUAGAUGGAAAACAACCAUUCCAGUGAAGGUGACGUCAGACAGUCCACCACCAACUCACUGGAAGCCUGGUCAAAAAGCUUUGAAGAACUCGAGUAGAUUAGACAAACAAAAGAACUCUCUGGAUGAAGCUCCGUUAUCUGUUCUGCAAGAGACUGAGGCUCUCCUGAAAGCACAAUUGGCAGCAGACAGUAUAGAUGAGGUACUAUCCAGUCCUGCACCUAUUGCGGCUAAAAUACAAUAUAAACUGGAUAGUGAGGAACAGAUUCAGUACAGUGUCACCAUGAGCUCAACAGGUAGCAGUAAAAAUGAAAGGAAACUUCCCACUCAGGCUCCUCCCCUAAAAGUACGGUCUCGUUCAAGCUCUAGCUCAUCCAACUCAAGCUCUUCAAGGUCACGCUCAAGGUCUGCCUCAGCUAGCAAGAUAAAGACAACCAAGAGGUCUAUGAGUUCAGAGAAGGACAAGAAGCCACGUCGAUUUCAGGAGGGUAAAAAGUGGGAGCCACCAAUAGAACCUGACUAUGGAGAAAAAGAUGAUGAAACUCCUAAGUUACAACCAAUAGUCACUCCAGAUGAGCCUAGGGUAGAGGGUAGCUUGAAGAUUCCUCCACUCCCGCCAAUCGACAAAGUAGUGGAGAUGACUCCUACGGCCAUUAAACCCACGAGUACAGACAAUUCUCAGAAUAAAAAGCUGACAUCUAAGCCUUCUCCAUCCUCUUCCUCUUCAUCAAGUGAGUCUGAAAAAUCGCCUCAGAGGUCAAGAUCAAUAUCAGAAUCCCCAUCUCGCCUGAGAGCCUCCUUAUUGGAGCAGAGGAAACAAAAGACUGUUGGUUCAGAAGAGAAAGGUGUUAAAGAUUCAAAAAAGAGGCGGUCGUCUUCUCCAUCAUCAUCAUCUUCACCAGAACCACCACCUGUUAUACCCCGAGUCAACCGUUCCAGAUUUGAUAUGCCACCAAAGGAGUUAAUGGAUGCGAAGGAAAGUUCUCCCUACUCUCCUUCUUCUUUGACCAAUGCACCUCUGGAAUCUAAUCAAACUUUGCAAGAGGAUGUUAUAGUGCCCCAGCAGGAUUCUCUAUCAACUGAAACCAAAGAGAUAACACCUCCGCUCCCUGGGGCGGUUCCCCCACAGCACAGCUCAAUUUCAUUCCGUCUUUCACCAGCGGUUCCACCUCCCCUGCCACCAUUACCACCAACGGCAGAGAACACCGUCCCCCCUCCUCCGUUACCAGACACGCAGGCUAUGCCAGUGACACCAAUAGAAGUGCGCAUGGCAGCAAACAUUGACCCGUUGCAUCUGAUGAAUGUACCUUUGCCCGGUGAAAUAAAAGUGUCUCCUCCGGCUAAUAAACCUGGUCUGAAAAGUUUACCCUCUAAGGCCCCUGGUGAGGGUAAGGAAGAUGCUGAUAAAAAGUCUGACAGCUCUGAUUCCGAUUCAUCACCAUCUAAACAAAGGCCUGGCAGGAGUAUGGCCAAGAGCAGGUCUUCAUCUUCAUCCUCUUCCUCACGCUCAUCCUCCAGGGAGAACAAAAAGAAAUCUAUUUCCGCCAAAGCUUCUAGUGAUAAAUCAUUGGUGAAAGGCUCACCUGUACCUGAAGAAAAAACCUCCAAAAAAGAUGAGUCCUCAGCAACAAAAGACACUUCACCAGUUAAAACUCCACUGGUAAAGAAGACUGAUAAACCAAAAGAUGACCGAGCUGAAAAGAGAGGGGAGAGAAAGUCUUCUGACAAAAGAUCUAGAGAUAGGGAGAGUCCCAGAUUUAAAACUGGUAGAUCCACUUCUAACAGAGACAGGAAGAGAUCUCGAUCUCACUCUCGAGAUAAUAGAAAUAGGAAGAAGGUUAGUCCUUCACCAGCAAGGAGGAGAUCACGCUCCAGGUCAGCUUCCAGAAGAAAUCGCAGAUCACCACCAAGGCGCAGGUCAAGGUCUCGUUCACUUCGCAGAAGAUCCCCUAUAAGGUCAUCAUGGGCCAGUCGUCAGCGUGGCAGAUAUGACAGAUCUCCUAGAAUACGCAGAUCUAGGACUCGCAGCAGGGACAGACGUCGCCGCGGUAAUCGCAGGUCAGACAGCCGCUCCAGAAGUAGCAGUCGCAGUAGCCGAAGCAGCAGUAGGUCUAAGUCGAAGGGCAGGUCAUCCUCAUCAUCUAGUGACUGAGUUGUCCCUUGAUGUAUCGUGUUAAAGAGAUUUGGUAGUAAAUGGUCGUUGCAACCUCUACAAGCCUACAAACUUAUUAUUUUAAAGACAAUAGCUACACUGUUAUGUUGGGUUAUACACAGCUGGUUGAAUCAUUUGGUUAUGUAUUAUCGAUUGGUUGGAUCUGCUGACUCAUCCAUUUUGUGGGAUGAAUCCAGCCAAGAGAAAUUUACUUAUUGUGUGAUAAGUAGUUUUAUUUUCAUUUUUAUCAAAGUGUGAAUUUUUAUUAUUAAGUUUGUUGUUUUUGGUUGUUUUUUAUGGUAGUAAAUAAUUUUUUUUUUAUUUUAUGUGUCUAGCUAUAAAGUGAAAUAUUGAUGUUGGAAUAGCUAUUGAAAUGAAUGAUAAAUAUGAAAUUUUCAGGAAAACUUUUAGUGCUUUUAAAAAAUUCUUGGUUUCAUUGUAAUAUACAAAGUUGGUUAGUUAUAUUAAACUUAGUUUUUAAAGUUUAAUCUACAUUUUAGUUAAAUAAACCUAGAAUCCCAAUCAAUUAAUUUACUAAGGCUCAUGCUUCACAAAUUUGUUAAGGUCAGGCUAAAUUUAACAAUGCUAGAGAAAAAUUGUUAUGCUUGGAAAUAUUUUUGAAAUAAUUGACAUCUUUAUGGAAAUAAAAUUCUGCACAGAGUGUACAAUCCAGCACUGAAAGGUCCAAUUUAAUUUUCUGUCAGUGAUUUGUUAAUUGUGAUUAAUAUUCAAAUAAAUUUAAUUUUUUUAAAAUUAAUUCUGUCACAAAUUAUUAAUUUUUUAUAUAAAAAUAAAUUGAACAAUUAUUUGUACCUUUUUUUCUCUUAUUUAAUGUUUAACAUAUCUUGAAUCUAGUGAAAGCAAGUGUGUGUGUGUGUAAUGUUAAGUUUUUUUUUUAUCACUUUUUUUUUUACCAUACAACAAAAAAAUUGUUAUGUUGUAUAUAUUAAAAGUGUAUCAUGAUUAUUAGUUGUGUAUAUUUUUUUUGUUUGUUUUAAGGUCUUGUUGUUUAUAAUGAUUUCAAUAAAAGACAAAUGUUAGCUUUGUGUAGAGAAAUUAGAAAACAUUGGGUCACUAGAUGUUUUUAAGAGUAAAAAAUGAUGGUUAAGUUCUAAAGUAAAUAAGUACUGGAUAUUUGUGCAUACAGUGUAUAUGGAUAUGUAGAAAAUCUAAAUCAGAUUUUCAAAGUAAUCUAACAUGGACACAAAGAAGGCUCUGUGAACAAGACCUGCAUAAUUCCUUGUAUGGUCUAAAAGCAAAGGAGGUAAUGUACGUUCUUUGACAGUUUAAAAGAGCAUUUAAUGUCCAGCACAAUGACCAAUUACAAAAUGUAUAUGUUUUCCUGAUGGUCAUUUAUGAUAAUUUUCAUUACAGCUAAACUUCAAUGAUGUUACAAGACACUUGUCAUGGUCAUCUGACUGAUUUCGACACAUAUUUCAGUUAACAAAUGUUUACUUCAUUUAAAGAAAAAAAAUCUUCAAAAAAUAAUUUACAUCAAUUUUGAUGGUAUUCUAUUUUAAACCAGUAUUUCUUGUUAAACAAAUUAAUUGGCAUUAUGUUGCACAGUUUCAUAAGUAACGACAAAGGCAGUCAUGUACUGUAUGAACUUAAAUUAUUUCAAAAGUAAAGCUGUGUUUUGUGUUUUUGAAUAAAACAAAAAUUAUAGAUAUCACACCAUGCAAUUCUGUUCAUCUUCACCCAUGCAAAAUGCAUUUUAAAGUUCUUACUACUUUGUGUGUGUGUUCCUCUUUACAUCAUGAUGUUAUUUUGAUUGUUUUAUUACCAGCCUUUUGUAUAUCAAUUUUUUUUUAUAGCCAUUCUAGAUAUUUCUUUUGAAGUUCAGUCCAGUUGGAUAAAGAAAAAAAACAAGGUUAAUAAUAAUUUUUUUAAAAAUUUUUUCGUUUGAAAGGUAUUCUAAUUCCUUGAAUUAUUGAUAUUUUAAAAGUGGAAAAUAGCUUAUACUAAGUGCACCACUGUUUUAAUUAUAUACAAGGAAUGUCUUGUUUUAGGACUCAUUAAUUACUGUAUUGAAUUAGUCACAAUUUAGUUCAUUCCUGGUGAAUAUAUUUACUAAAGAUUCAAACAAAACAGGGUUGUACGAAACAACAUUUUGGUUAUAGUUAAGCUUUAUUAUUUGUUGUUGGGAAGUGGUAGACUGGCAGUUGGUUUUGGUUACUACUUGCAACUUGUAGGUAGGUAUCCUCAAUCCAUUUAAUAAUAUUCCCUGCCCACCCAGACAUCUAUUUAAUUAAGAAAGUGUGAUUAUUGUUAUAAAAAGGCUGACAUAAUACUGUAUAAUGUGUAGCCUAGUCCUUCAAAAGAGGCUAAGUUUUUUUUUUUGUUUUUUUUUUUUCAUUUUGAAAGUAUGUUGCAGCAGGUUUUUAUCUUCUUGUGUGAGUGAUGGACCAACACACGUAAUGUUGAUAAUGAUGGGUUCUAAUCCUCAACCAUGACUCUGCUAUUAUCUAAUUAUAUUUUAAGAAGAAUAGUUCAUCUAGGGGUAUGCAAGCCAUCAUUUUGUUUAUUAUUGCCUACUUUCUGCUACUAGUAUUAUUAAUAUUGUAAUUGGCUGCACUCAAAAUUCAAAUGCCAAGCAAAAUAAAUUGUCCAGAUUAGUUUCUCCCACCUAUGUCCCAACUGACCUGUUUUCUAAUGGUGAUAAAUGUGAAAACAAAAGAUGGACCCAAUAGUUAUAGCUAAAGUGUUAUAAAAUUAGACAAAUUUGUAAUCACUUCCAUUUUUAAAGUAUUAGCAGAGCUUUUUCAGCUUUGUUUAAAAAAUGUGUACAAUAGUUAGUUAUCCUACAUGUUAGCUUUGGACUGAGGCUGACUUCCAUUCAUUGGAAACUAACCCAGAUAGUAAUUGCCAAUAUCAGCUUUUGAUAUGUGUGUGUGUGUGUCAAAUUUCAUUCCCCCAAGUAUUACUUAUAGUGUCAAUAUUUACAGGGAAAAUGUCUGGAGAUGUGCUUGCUGUGGGAGUUGCUGGAAAGAAAUGGACUCCCUCGUUUGUACCCAGUAAGAAAGUUGUUUUUCUGGUGAGAUGUUUGCAAAGUCUAACUUGUCACCUACUUUUGUUUCAGAUAUACACACUUGUGUCUUUAAGACAUGUUUGUUGUUGUUUUUUUUUAAUUAAAAGUUAUCAAAUGUA